This is a messenger RNA of Staurois parvus, 72 nucleotides long. The record is from the annotation of a GenBank genome assembly. NCBI's taxonomy places the organism in Eukaryota, Metazoa, Chordata, Amphibia, Anura, Ranidae.
AUGCCGGCAAGACUGGUUCAAAACAGUGCUACUUCUCCAAGGUACAUGCACAAUCAGAAAAGUGCAGCAUAA